UAAAUCAGCUGCUGUCUAUCAUGUUAAUUAGCGUCGCGCAAACGCGGAAUUUCGCUUGUAAACUUCAGAUCACAUUUUAAUUGGUUUGUGUCGUAUUUUCUCGGUGGAAAAAACAAUGUCCCCUCCAGUUACGCGAGCGAGCUCCAGACUGGCGUUGGCUCGGCGGAAGGCGGCGGAGCCGGAGCCGGAGCCGGUGCCGUAUUCACUGCGCUCCAGAGCGCCGUUAGGAAACGCGUCUAAUGUGAUCGGUGUUCACCGAGCUGCAGAUGAGCCGAAGAGACACAAAGCUGCACGUGUAAAGAAGGACAAUGCGAAAACCAAGCAUGCAAAAGCCAAACCUCCUUCAACAGAGAACCAGAGCAUCUCUGAGGUGUGUGACACGGUCAAGCAGCCUGUUCCACACACUGAUGUCUGUCAGGACUCUGAGCAUCUUCAGAAACGGGCUGAUGCUCCUCCGGCUUUCUCCUGCCUGUUGCUCAACAUCCCAGAUGUGGAUUCUGCAGACGCUGGUGAUGCUCAGAUGUGCAGUGAAUAUGUGCGUGACAUCUACGCUUAUUUACAACAGCUCGAGGUUGCGAUGGCCAUCAGGCCGUGUUAUCUGGAAGGUCAGGAGGUGAGCGGAGACAUGCGAGCGGUCACCAUCGACUGGCUCAUGCAGGUACAGCGAGAGUUCAAACUGCGGCAGGAGACCCUCCUCAUGACCGUCAGCAUCAUCGACAGCUUCCUUCAGAGUAACCCGGUGCCCAAGAAGUAUUUGCAGCUGGUGUGUGUGACUGCAAUGCUGUUGGCAUCAAAGUACGAGGAGAUUUACCCGCCCACAGUGGGAGACUUUGUGUUCGUGUCGGAUGGCACAUACAGCUGUGGAGACAUUCGGAGAAUGGAGAGAACUAUCUUAAAGCGCUUAAACGACAGCCUCGGCCGACCUUUUCCUACUCUCUUCCUACAGAGGGCCUGUAAGGUUGGACAGCCACGCACUGAUUGGUUCUCCUGCUGCUGUCGACUGCAGGCCGGUGCGAGGGAACGCGAGCUGGCGUCGUUCCUGAUAGAAGUGUCCGCUCUGGACUAUGAUCUGGUCCACGUUCCUCCGUCUCUCACUGCAGCGGCUGCGUUUGCAGCAUCUCAGAGGAUUCUUGGCUGUGGCCUGUGGAGCGCGAGUCUGCAGCAUUACACCGGCUACAGCGAGGAGACUUUAGCUCCGGUGAUGCAGGCCGUCAUACGGAUUCUGGAGGAGGUUACUGACCAAUGCAAGUUGCAGGAGAUUAAGAGCAGGUUCGUGAAGGUUUCUAAAAGCAUCUGCAAGGUCGACGGAUUCUCCAGUGAUCUUUGGCACAAAGAUCAGUUUUAGUUUUGAGGCACUUGAAGAGUUUUUAGGCACUUAAACUGAUUUGUAUCAGGUUUUAAUUAUGCCUUUUAAUCCCAUGAUUUUGUUGCAUAAAAUGUUUUAUAUCAAGCUAAAGUGUCUGUACUAUGUUGCAUGAAUGAAAGCCAGAGAAUUAACUGAUGUAUUUACGUAAAUGUAAGUCUGCAUUUGAUACCGAGACGGUCAAUAAAUGAGUAUUCAUUUGAUUACAAAACCCAUGCAAUUUAA
Sinocyclocheilus anshuiensis is the source of this 1588-nucleotide messenger RNA. RefSeq names its product cyclin B1, like (gene ccnb1l). The coding region runs from base 116 to 1345 and encodes 409 amino acids. Gene Ontology annotation, biological process: mitotic cell cycle phase transition. Gene Ontology annotation, molecular function: cyclin-dependent protein serine/threonine kinase regulator activity. The transcript is spliced from 9 exons. The record is from RefSeq and is a predicted model, not a curated record. Lineage: Eukaryota; Metazoa; Chordata; Actinopteri; Cypriniformes; Cyprinidae.